CCCUCCCCCCGAGGGGCGGGAAUUAGGACCCCGGGGAGUAUAAAGUCAGCUCAAAGGAAGCGAGCGGAGAUUCCUAAACUCCCCCGCAAGGCUCGAAGGACCCUUAUCUCCUGGGAAUUUGCACACACACUCUACUUGGGGGCUUUGAAAAAUAAAAAUAAAAAACCAAGACCGAGUUGGAUCCGAACCCGUGACCUUUCGAGCUGCUAUAAAAUAUUCUCGCCGUCGCAAAUAUGCUAACGUUAUGCGCGGACGGAUCCUGCCGUCUAGUUACAGUGAUGGUGCUCGCUCUCUCUUUCUUUGGCUGCGCCGACGCCGCGGAGAACUCCGCUUCUAUCUCCAACGCCAUCAUUAAGAGCUCGGCGGCGGCCGGAUUUCCAGUCACCCCGGCGCCGUCGGUGUACGACGGAAGCAACACGCACCACCCCAUCGAUCCGCACCAGGGCUAUCCGUGCAUCGGGGACGACGACUGCAGAGCGGGAGAGUAUUGCGCCACCCCUGCCCUGCCGGGCUACCCGGCGGCACAGAUCUGCCUUGCCUGCCGCAGGCGCCGCAAGCGCUGCCAUCGCGACUCCAUGUGCUGUCCGGGCACUUACUGCAGUAACGGGAUCUGUGUGCCAGUGGAAUAUGAUAAGUUCCAUCCUGGGGAGAUUGAGGAGACUAUCAUAGAGAAUUCAGACCAUGGCACUUUGGACCUUCACCCCAAAAGGACCACAAUUUCAUCCCAGUUUCACUAUGCAAAAGGUGAAGAAGGUGACUCAUGCCUCCGCUCCUCCGAUUGUAUGGAAGGACUGUGCUGUGCCCGUCAUUUCUGGUCCAAGAUUUGCAAACCGGUUCUUAAGGAAGGCCAAGUGUGCACAAAACACCGCAAGAAAGGUGCUCAUGGUUUGGAGAUCUUCCAGAGAUGCAGCUGUGGGGAUGGAUUGACUUGUCGGAUACAAAGAGACCACACAAUCAGCAACUCACCUAGACUACAUACUUGCCAGAGGCAUUAACUGUUGCAUUUUUAUUACUAAACCUGAUGGACUUAAAAGAGACUGAGGUGUGGGAUACUCUUGUUCCGGAAAAAUCACCUCCAAGGACUGACAUGUUUUAGAGUUUACACUAAAGUACUCCAGCAUCUUGCCCCCUCAAAACUGGAGGAUGAAGCAUGUUUCUUUAGGGAACUAUUUUUAAAAGUGACUAAUUACAGUAAAUUACUGUGUCUGUAAAUUCUUGGGUGUGGCACUUAACUGUACAUGAUGGGAGAUUUUAAUUUUUCCUGAAGUGCUGCAUGAUCUUGUCUAUUGUGACAUGUGUUGUACACACUGGUUUUAUUUUAUUGAGCCUAUUGUUUUGACAAGUGAAAUAAAUUUCUUUUAAUUAUC
Podarcis muralis (Common wall lizard) is the source of this 1367-nucleotide messenger RNA. It is a transcript of the gene DKK1, whose product is annotated as dickkopf Wnt signaling pathway inhibitor 1. Gene Ontology annotation, cellular component: extracellular region. NCBI's taxonomy places the organism in Eukaryota, Metazoa, Chordata, Lepidosauria, Squamata, Lacertidae. Gene Ontology annotation, biological process: multicellular organism development; negative regulation of canonical Wnt signaling pathway. The record is from RefSeq and is a predicted model, not a curated record. Gene Ontology annotation, molecular function: co-receptor binding; receptor antagonist activity.